Drosophila willistoni is the source of this 1795-nucleotide messenger RNA. RefSeq lists its product as uncharacterized. The record is from RefSeq and is a predicted model, not a curated record. Gene Ontology annotation, biological process: DNA repair. Gene Ontology annotation, molecular function: double-stranded DNA binding; ATP-dependent polydeoxyribonucleotide 5'-hydroxyl-kinase activity; protein binding. Bases 17 to 1612 code for a protein of 531 amino acids. The transcript has a single exon. NCBI's taxonomy places the organism in Eukaryota, Metazoa, Arthropoda, Insecta, Diptera, Drosophilidae.
CCCUAAGAAAUAAAAAAUGUUAAAUGGAGAAAAUGGCAAAAAUAUGUCGUUGGCGAAAUAUUUAAAUCGUUCGCUUACCAAGGCGCCCGGCAACCGAAUCUGCACACUUAAACCGGUGGAGGCAGAGCAUACGCCCAUUCAUCUGACUUCUGGAGAACAGUGGCUGGGCAGGAGCAAGGAAACGGGCAUUCGAGAUGCGCGCUGCUCAAAGCGGCAGCUUCAGCUCCAAGUGGAUUUGACUAAUGCUAGUAUUAAGUUUAAAGUUCUUGGCUUGAACCCGUGCGGUAUGAAUGGAGUUAUGGCUUUGCAGAAUACGGAAGGUGAACUUCAGCAUGGGGAUCUCUUAGAAAUCGUUUACGGAAGACAUCCAUAUGAGGUGGUCUUUAAUCCUCCACCGUCUCAAAAAACAGAAGAACCAGAAGAAGAAUUGCAACCUGAAGUAACGGUUGGAAAUAACAUUGGGUCGGAAAAAUGGGCUUCUGUGGACAAUGGCAAACUGAUUGUAUAUUCGAGCGCUGGAGUUUUGGCUUCAGAAAAGAUAGCUGGCUAUGACAUGGAUGGAACUAUCAUCAAAACUAAAUCGGGAAAUGUAUUCCCCAAAAAUACAGAUGACUGGCAGAUCAUCUAUCCCGAAGUUCCCGAAAAGCUACAACGUCUGCAAAAAGAUGGCUUCAAGGUGUGUUUUUUCACCAAUCAAGGCGGAAUAGCCCGGGGUAAAAUCAAAUUGGAUGAUUUCAAAGUGAAAAUCAAGCAAAUUGUGAAAAAAUUGGCUGUACCCAUUCAAGUUUUUAUAGCAGUUGGCUCAGGGUAUCGCAAACCACUGCCCGCAAUGUGGGAGCAUCUAAAAAAUGAAAUGAAUGACUCAGUGGCCAUUAAAUUGGAGCGCAGUUUUUUUGUGGGCGAUGCCGCUGGACGCCCAGAGACAGGAAAGGGGGUAGCUAAAAAGCGCAAGGAUCACUCUCUGGCAGAUCGACUCUUUGCAACGAAUGUAGGCAUUUCGUUCUAUACUCCUGAAGUGCACUUCCUGAAUCAACGAGUUGAGCAGUGGAACAAACCAGACUUCGAUCCAACCGCUGUUCACGAUGCAAUAUCUCAAUUUGAGCCUGAUAAUGUGGAAUUCGAUGCGAAUAAAUGCGAAAUGAUCAUAAUGGUUGGCCUGCCCGGUUCGGGUAAGAGUCAUUUUUGCCAAGAGAUUCUAACCGGCAAGAAGUAUAAGAUUCUCAAUGCCGAUACCCUAGGUAGUGUUCAGUCUUGUCUUGCUGCUUCUGAGCGAGCCCUGAAAUCAGGCACCUCCUGUGUCAUCGACAAUACCAACGUGGACGUGGCUUCACGUAAAAAGUUCAUCAAUUUGGCCAACGGAUUGAACGUACCCAUCCGUUGUUUUGUAAUGAAUGUGACGCCAGGCCAGGUUAAGCACAAUAUUGCAUAUAGAGAACUAUCCGAUGCCAAUCAUUCAAAAAUCAAUGAUAUGGUUUUCAAUAUGAUGAAAAAGAAAUACCAAGCACCCACUCUGGAAGAGGGCUUUGCGUCCAUACACAAAGUUAAUUUUAAGCCACAAUUUUGUAACGAACAGGAAAUGAAAUUAUAUAAAAUGUUCUUGUUGGAAAAGUGAGAAUCUAAUCUAAUGUAAAUAUACGCUUAGCAAUAUCAUCAAUAAGCCAAUCCAUUGAGCUGAGAAGUUUUUCCCCAGUUACCGCACUCACUCCCGCCACCAGCCAGUGAUGUGUGCUGAUGUCGUCCAAGUGAAGAAUCUGUAAAAAUAUAAAUAAAUGGUUGAUUUGUUUGAUUCGAUAAA